Molecule: messenger RNA, 149 nt
Organism: Didymodactylos carnosus
Lineage: Eukaryota; Metazoa; Rotifera; Eurotatoria; Philodinida; Philodinidae
Source: the annotation of a GenBank genome assembly
UACUUCAGAAUGAUCGUCAACGAGAACGAGAGCGACAACAACUAUUAUCACCAUCAUCGCGAGAAUCAACAUCGGGAGAUUCAAAUGAUUCACUUACAUGUUUAUCCACAUCAAAACUACCUACACCUAUUCAACUUAAUCAUGGAUAA